Molecule: messenger RNA, 1808 nt
Organism: Psylliodes chrysocephalus
Lineage: Eukaryota; Metazoa; Arthropoda; Insecta; Coleoptera; Chrysomelidae
Source: the annotation of a GenBank genome assembly
CAAAGUGACCCGAUUUCUUAUGUCAUUAGUGUCAAUUUUAUUUUGUCAAGUUGGUUGCACUUCCCUUGUAAUUGACACUAUUGACAGAUGCAGAUCGACAGAUAGACGCAGUAAAAAACAAAAACCAAAAAGGUUCCUUAAAGAAAAUAAACAAAUUUAAUAUAAUUAAGUUUUAAUAAUUCGAGCUCAAGCAUAAUAUGACUUCUAUAGAUGAACAAACCGUAUUUGCCAAACUAGAGGCUCUCAAAGAAAUAAGAGGGAAAACAAUACAACUUGAAAAAUUAAAAGCUAGACUAUUACUGGAAAUAGAAUCCCAAGACCAAGAAGAGAAAUGUUUGUCAGAAUACAAACAAGAGAUGGAUUUGCUUCUACAAGAAAAAAUGUCUCAUGUAGAAGAGUUAAGACAAAUUCAUGCUGAUAUAAAUGCUAUGGAAGGUGUGAUAAAACAAGCUGAAGAAAGUAGAACCAGGUCCAUGUCAGCAGCUAUUCGCCUGCAUGAAGAAUUUGUACCACUUAAAAGUGAAAUUGACAGAUUAAGAAGAGACUGUUUAGGAUUAGAACGCCUUCCAGAGCUACAUGAAGAGGAAGGCUCCAGUGUAACACCAGAUAUGUUUUCUUUCAGAAAAUUUUCCCAACUGUACAAUUCUACAAAAUCUCAACAAUCUGUCUUCACAAAAUCAGCCGAUUGGAAUAGACCUAUAGGGCACAAUGAAAACUCUUUAAGUUCUUUGGCACCGCCAUUACCGCCAACAUUUUUGCCGCCUCCUAAUCCUCUCAGACUGGUCACCAAUAAACCAGACGGUGGUCGACCUGUAGGCAUGUCUCAAUCACCGCAUGCUGGUCCUCCCACUCCCACAUUCAGACAACAACCACCGCCGAUGAAGUCCUGUCUAAGUUGCCAUCAACAGAUUCACAGAAACGCGCCGAUAUGUCCUUUAUGCAAGGCAAAAUCUAGGUCACGUAAUCCAAAAAAGCCCAAAAAGAAGGAUAUCAAUUAAUUUUUUUUUAUUCGUAUUAUCUCGUACUUAAACAUUUAGUUUUUUAAAAUUCGUUUGUUAAUAAUUAUUAUUCCUAUUGAUCUAAAUUGAUAUCGUUUAAGUAAGACUUGCAGUUAAAGGGGUGGUUAUGGCAGUUCUAAUACAUAAUCGACCAUUUUAUAAUAUAAACCUCCAUUAGAAAAUCUAAACUUCAAAAUAGAAACAACUGUCCAUCUGAAUCGUUUAUAGGAAACUGUUAUAUGAGAUAAGAAGCUGUCACAGCUGUUUAGAAGCUAUUAGAGAAAGUCGGAAGGGUAUAUAGAAAUGGACUUUAUCUCCUAUAGGAGUUCGUUUUUCAGAUCAUUUUAAAGAGUUUUACUUGGUAAAUCGUUCAUUGUUUAGAGAACUGCCUUAGCUGUGAUCUUUAAAAAAUAGUUAAUUGAAAACGUUUAUUGUGCAACUAAUGAACAAAGCUAUUGUUGUUUUUUAACAAUUUGUCAAACGCCACUUGUCAUAUCUGUCAUUUGUUAUUCUUAAAUAGGUGUCAAGUUUUGUUGAAAAUCGGUUAAUUUGUAACUGAAGGACUAAUUAUAAAAUAGAACGUCGAGUGCCAAAUUAUAAUUUUUUUUAUUAUUCAAAGGAGUGUCGUGGAAUAAUUUUGCUAGUGUCGGAUCGACCAUUUUUUAUUAUUUUAAUUUUUAAGGAAAAAAAAUGUUUUCGAUUGUAAACGGGUUUUUUUGUUUGUAGCUUUAAGUUUGUGUAAGGUAUAUGUGUUUGUAUUGAUGUAACUUAUUUUUUUUUGUAAAACAAUAAAGUUAUAGAUUUAUUGAU